AUGUAUGACCGUCGCUUUGUCCCUGUUGAUGUGAAGCCCAGAUUUUGCGCAGCCGGCAGUGAAAAGGCUCAUGCUCCAUUGGAUAUUUGGCUCUGCCGCGGCGUUGAGCCCCCGGUCUUUCGCAAAAAGCAGCUCGUGGACACCAGUCGGGGAAAGACUCGUUGGAGCCUUCGUGAGUCCGGUAGUGAGAAUUGGGCCGUCGGUCUGGUAGAAGAUGCUUAGCCAUGGGCUUUAAGCAGAGUAGGGAUCCAACAGCAUGAAAAAGAGCAUGAGACUGGACAGGGUGGGCGCUAGUACGCAACUCAAUUUCACUCCAUUGGUCACUGCGAAUGAUUGUGAUACCGUCCCACUGUCCGUGACCUGAGAUAUCACCCCGUCUUGUAAUUGACGCACUAUGUGCGUGACUCGUUAAGGAUAAACGAGUCUCUGCAUGAUUUUUCAGGUCUCCUCGCCAUUUAUCGUGUCUGAUUCAAGAAAAUCGUGAUUGUAGAAAUACGGCUAGAGUCGAAUCCACGUUUUUUUCCACUAAUCUGCGGUAGCCUGACUUUGCCAGCGUGUAACUGUGUUGUUAAGUUUGCCUGCACACCACCUCUAUUUUAGCAACGAGUUAGUUCAGCGGUUAGCCAACGUUCCAGUUGCCACUGAUGAGGAAGCCUCCGUGGAGAACCGAUGAGACCAACUGAGGGACACAGUCCAUUCAGCCGUCCUGGGUAUCCUCCGCCGCGCACAUCAUCUGUACCAGAACGGGUUCGACAACAACGACGUCGUCAUCAGCAACCUCCUCAUCGAGAAGAGCCGGUUGCACAAAGCCUACGUUAACCGGGCAACCGACGCAAACAAAGCAGCCUUCUACCAAAGUCGCCCCCUUGUGCAACAGUGGCUGGGAGAGAUGUAAGAGGCCUCGACAGCUCGCAAGUCCGAGGAGAUCCAAGGGUAAGUGGACCUCAACCAAUAGAAGAACUUCUUCGCUGAGACCAGGGCUGCUUAGGGUCCCACAGCCAAAGGAACCGCUCCUCUUCUCAGCACCGAUAAAGCUACCCUACUCACUGAGAAGGCGUUAAUUCUGAACUGCUGAGCCGAGCAAUUCAGAGGCGUAUUUAACAGCCUCUACACUGUCUCCGACGGUGUGAUCGAUUGUUUACGUCAAGUGGAGACCAACGCCGACCUCGAGCUCGCGUCAUCUCUACACGAAAACAUUAAGGCCAUGCAGCAGCAGUUCAGUGGGAAUGCACCCGGAUCAGACACGAUCUCUGCUGAGAUAUACAAGUACGGCGGCACCCGAAUUAUGGAUCACCUGGCAGCCCUCUUUCAGGAUACCUGACGACAAGGACAAGUCCUUCAGGAUUUCAAGGACGUUACAAUCGUCUAUCUGAACAGGUGGAGAUAGAAACGACAACUCCGCCGCAACUACAGAGGAAGCACGCUGCUCAGCAUACGGUUGACAUAGUCAACAACGACGGCCGAACUGUCAUGGAAAAACUCUCAUAGCUUAUUUGCCCUCAAAUCUGUAGGGCAUAAUCUUAUGGAAGUUUGAUAAGUAUUUACUUUACUGCGUAGAUGACUCGCAGGUUGUUUUUAUGUUUUUCUAUUGCAAUCUGAUUCCGUGUUCCCAUGUGCAAGUACUGCAGGUCUAACUGCGUUCUUUGAGAAUUAAACGUCAUUUUCUACACGCCAUUCUUGCCUGUGUGAAUAGUUUACCCCAUCCGGGUCACCUGGUAAAUGCGCUGGACCAAUACGAGGACAUGUCAGAUUCUGGCCAGUGUUAUCGGAUUGCACAACAUAACAAAUACUAACAUUUCGGGGUGCGGUGACAGACCCGGUUUCCGGCAGUCGUCGCGCACACUGGGACCCAUACAACCCUCCAUUGUUGUUAUUGAUAAAAAAUCUGGUCAAUUACUGUGUGAACCAGAGAGUGCGGGGCGGAGCGCCAAGGUGUGGGCUCGACCGCGUCAUCCACUUGCGGACUCCUCGCCUACGGUUUUCUCGACUCUGUCUGCUCGUGACGCUGUGCAAGUCUACUAUCAUUGUAAACUAGUUAAGUCAUUGUUCCUGCUCCAACUUGCUGUGGAGCACACGGUGGACAUCGUCGAUAACGACGGUCGAACUGUCGAAUGCUGUACUGUUCAUCACAAAUACUGUGCUCCAUCUGAGAUAAGUCGAUCACUUUUUCCCAAACUUUCCCUCGAAUGUAUUCCUAGAAAGACACCAAUCUUUCCCGGGCUUUUAAACUAUAUCAUUUUUCUAGCCUCCUAACUCUUAACGCUGUGGCCUCCAACAUAAAUCGGCUAUUUAUGAACACGCACAUGUCAGAAGAUGAUAGUGGAACUUCCAAGGAGGCUGUAACACACCAUUGGGCUUCUAUCUAAGGAUUUGCUUUUCGGAUUAUGCUGUUACAGCUACAAGAAACAGAUCGUGGCUGCAUUCUUGUAGUCGGACUUACGGGCGACUAGACUUUUAAAUGACUCAUAGGAAGCCCAUUUAUUUCUUUGCUAAAACGGUCAAAUUCCAUAUCUGUAACCUUUAAUCUUACCAAUAUAAAAAACUUGUUUUAAAAAUAAUAAAGGUGAUUCUCGGUACGAGAUUAAGAUUCAACUAUACUUCUCAAAAUUACUUAUACCAGGGGCCUUCGCGAAAAACACUGCAAUCUAUUCAAUCCAGGCUUGACACCAUGAGCGCAACGGACCGACUUCGGAGUACUCUCAAUGACGACGUGAGAGAAUUGACCCGAAUUAUACUUAAAUCCUUUUUAUCACUUUGUUCAUCGUCUGGCCUCUCAAUUCGAAAUGUUAAAAUAUGGGAGAUACUUCUGAGAGAAAAUUUUGAUCGAUAUCGCUAUUUUUCUUAAGUUUAGGACAAUUUUGUGGCAAAUUCGUGGGGAUCUCUUGCAAGCCUUCCGCAUUGUUAAGGGGUUUGAUUGCAGUCUAGCCUUCGAGGACUUCUUUGAAUUUGCUACCACGACCAACCUCCGAGGUCACCCAUUAAAACUGUGCACUCAGCAUGCAAGGUUGGAUGUACGGAAGUUCUCCUUCUCUGUUCGAGUGGUCAAACAAUGGAAUGCCCUUCCCGCAGAUGCUGUGAUGUCACCAUCCAUACAAAGUUUUAAAAAGAAUCUUGACAUAUUUAUGUUCCAAAAUGACCAAGAGCGAUGAGAAGUAGAGUUCACCCCCUAUAACCCGUUCUCAUUUUGUCCUACAAUUAUGGGCGCGUUUGAAAUAUUUUAGCCCAGAAAAUUUAUCUGUAUACCACACAUUUUUUUACGUUGCAAAUAGGGUACUCAAAGGCUUAGGCCUAUUUCCCUCUAUAAACUGAACUGAGCUGAACUAAACAUUGGGAUCUUUUAAUAUGCAUUUCGUCGUAUUUGUCGCCCCUUAUUUUGUUUUCAACUGCUUUUAUCUGCUCAGUUUUUUGCUACUAAUGCUUUGAAUUCUCCAUUCUACGCUUCUUUCGAGGGAUCUAGAGCAUAGCUUGCUGUUUGAUGCUCAUACAGGCUUUGCAGAAGGUAGACUAGAUUCGCUACUUCGCCGGCUUAAUUUGCUAGAAGAUGUAAAAUAGCUAACCAUGCUAUUAUGAUCACAAAUGGAUGGCUAUUCUUCUUUCGAUACCGUCUUUUCAUUGUAACUCUUCUCCUGCUCAUCCGCUUUUCCUUCACUGGGAAAUAUCCUAUGUCCAUCCAUAAAAUUCCUCAAUAGUUUGAUACAGUUUUGCCUUAAAGACAUGUUUUAACACAUCCGUUUUCUCGAAAAAGCGCCGCAUUAUUCUCUAUUGUCACUUUUCUGAACUUUUAAAGGAUGCCGACAGUAUUGGGGUAGGCAAACAUGGUGGCGUGCUAAUGACGCAGUCAACUGAUUUAAAUAAAUUGAAGUUUCAUUCCUUUCGAAUAUUUUGACUUACUGAAUUUGCCGUUUUUCUUUAGUCCGCGUGUUUCUUUUGAUACUUAUCAUGUUGUUUGCUCAAGCGCCGACUGCACUUUGUACAGGCCCUUGGUGUCUAGGGCUUACCAAUUCUGUGCUAAACCCUUGUCUAGAGGUAUCCAAAAUUACAAUUUCGAUAUGUAAUUACACAGGCGUCAAUGAGUCGAUAUCUCUGUACGGGGCAAUACCAGCAGCUUGUCAGCCAGCAAGUCUUUUGGUGCUAAAAGCAUGCCGAAAAAAAUUGUGUUUAUUCCAAUUAAUCUAAAUAAUCGCAAAUAUGGAGCUGCGACGUGUUGAAGAGACAAUAAUGGACGUGUCAAAACAGUUGUAGGAGGCCGAUAAUUCUAAAAUAUAUGGCAUGAAAGCAGAUCUCGCUAUGUUCAUUGAAGAAGGGUUACCAAAUGCAGAAGUGCUGCUUUCGUUUUACUACGUUGAAAUGUCGGUGGCAAAAACAAAAUAAAGCCUGUAGGCUCUCCCAAUCAGGUGUUCACAUUUGUACUAUUUAUGCUAGUCAUCCCGUAUGAAAUAAGCCGCUGUUGACCCAAAGUUUCGAAGUCGCGUUUGAACCCACUAACACACCUGCUUUUGUUUAUGGGGGAUGUAGAAUUUAUAAGCUACAGCUACCGUUCUUCCGCAGGCAUGCGCGGCAGACCGCGUCUGUUUAGUUGGCCGUUGAACCUUUAUUAAAAGUUUUUGUUCAUAAUAUAAUAGUCACCUGCUGGUUUCGUCAUUCCAAUUGCUGUACUUUGUGAUCCUGCGGUACCUACUUUAAUUGCCGGAUCUUUCAAACCGCUACCUAUUACCCCCGCAUAAUAAGGUAUUAUGGAUUAGAGAGCCAAAACGCAAACAGCCUGAGGACUUUGGCUUGUAGCUUGGUGGUGUCGAGUAGAUUGCAUCUUACUGCGGCCGGGAGCCCGACCAUUCGCAUCCAUCGUAAUUCAUUUUGUUUAGAAUGUCGCCGGCUUGCUUAUAACCGAAGUAGCCGUAGCAAGUAGCUUGUGAUUUGCAAUCUCUAUGCAGUAGCUCGCACAAUCCCAUAAAUCGAUGUCGAGCGGUUACCCUUGGCUUGGGUGCAACAUCAACUUCGGCGUAAAGGAGGCUGGCGUCUCUAAAGACCUCUAGACACGCAACUGCACUGCGGCGCUCCGAUUUCAUGUUAGUAGAUGCCUCAUUUCUGCGUACACUGAGUGAGAAAAAUUUCGGGGCAGUAUUUUGCCUUAAAUUCCCAUCAGAGGCAUCACAAUGCGGUGACGAUACAUUUAUGUUUACCAAAGUCACCAGCUUUUGCAAUGGCACUCUCACAAAGCUGUGCUUGUAGUCCACCUGUUCCUCCCUGUUCCUGUUCCUUACCAUUAUUAAUUUUCCUAAGUAAGUGAGUUUGGAGGUCACCGACAUCUUUUUUUUUCGACAGACCAGAACAUCCUAGAAGGUUUGUCAUUUGUUGUCUUUUUCAUUUUUGCAAGUUCAUUUUUCGGAAGGUAGGAUUGAGCUUCUACAUGAAUGACAAACCAUAGUCCCUUUGAAUGCAAUAAAACUAUCUUCCACAUGCCACGCCGUGCAUGUCGUUUUGUUUUUGUAAAACCGCUUGCUGUAAGCUCUGCCUGAUUAUCUGGCCUACGAGUCCAGCAAUUUGCAGCAUGAUUUGCUGUCAUGGCUUUUAUAGAAAAUGGUACGUCCUAUCACAGAAAAAGAUUUGUGCGCGCCCGAAUAGUCUUCUUUUGCAUCUUUUUCAGGCAUGUAAAGUAGUUUCAAUCUAUAGUUAUUUAGAAACAAAAGCGAACAAGAGCCUGACUUCCAAACACCAUGAGCUUUUGAAGUAUGAGUCUUUCUCCCAUGAGUUUCCAAAACUCAUAUUAAAAUAGCCGUCCAAACUUAGCCCUGUCAAAACCGCAUUUAACUCUUCCAGGAAUCCAGUGAAUGACAUAGGUAUAUGGGAUAAACUGCAGAAUGCAAUGCUGUCAGACGCUUGGGUGAAAUCGCUUCUUUUAUGAACUCGAUAAUUUUUGUCGACAGACCAUCAAACUUCAUUAUCCGUCAUAAUGACCCCCGAUAAGCGGGACCACACGCUUAAGCGAGAUCGACAAAGCAAGAGCUGUUGGUUGCUAGUGAUCAUGAUGGAGUUUAAGAAUGUAUCACAGCAUGAAUAUUUAGUCGGUACAUUCAGUUACAACUUUAGACCCGGCUUGACCGAGUCUCGUCCUGGUGUCACGCUGACGCUGCAACUGCCCGAGUGUGGCAGUGUCAGGGAUCUUCACAGUCGCGGUAGUCUUCGGACUUUGUACUACUUUCCUUGAGUACGGGCGCAAGAAUGAUUGGGCUCCAGUUAGCAUGAAAAAUCCCAUCUCUCUAAGCAUGCAUAAUUACCGAAUGGAGCCAUUACGUCAGAAUAUGGAAACAAGACUUUUAGACUUCAGCAGGAAUGCCGUUUCUCCCAACGUCUUGUGUUGCGGCCUUUUGAUUUCGGCGACUUCGUCCUUAGGAAGUGGGUGGCGAUACUUUAAAGAUUGGAAGACAAACUUCAACCGCAGAAAAGAGGGAGAUGGUGUCUUGUUGAUUAUCGAAGCUAAGUCGGCGCUCAAAGUGCUCAUGUCAGUACUAGAACAUGGUUCAGUUCUCGACAGUAAGUCGUCGCUACAUUGCGAACGGUCAUUCAGCGUACUUGACUUGCCAUUAGUUUGACAAACAUUUUGGCAGAGUUUUUGAAUGUUGCCAACUAUUGAGGCCUGCUCCACAGAAGUGGUGACUCCGAUAAAAUAGUUUCUAUCUACCUUUUCGCCGAUUUCCAGAUUGGCUGAGGGGACGGCGUGGUGAGACCUAGCUCAAUCUGUUUAAGCUGACCACUUUAAGGUUUCUGAACUCAUCCAGUCAUUUUAACAUCAGUGGUUGAAUCCCAGAAUUUUUUCAGCUGUGCUAUGGACCGCGAAAUAUAGUGAUGAUUGUUUGCUACUGCCUCCGUCGCCUCGGUCCGCAGCGCGAUUGUCUCCCUGUUCCGGCAGGUCGACCGCUCCAUCCCGUCUACCAAAACAGCCGUAUAGGCCGUUGGGUUGGAGGAUAAAGUGAGAGCUGACCCGCAGGAUCUUGAUUUCACCAGAGCCUUGGUCGGAGCUUCGGACUUCACACAAGUUUCUACCUGACAUUGAUGAAGACUGCGCUCUCUAGGAUUUCGGUCAGUACGAUUAAGGAACUUUCACCCUUUCUAGCAUUCAGUUCUAAGGGUCCGCUCCCUGUUAUGCAGUCCAGUUCGCAUACUAUUCUGCCUGACCACUGGGCCUGGGUUGCGGAGCGUGUUGGUCCUUGCGCACGCCGUAAUCAGAACCAUAACACCGGAAUCGAACAUUUUUACAUGAACUUUAUUGGGAAUUUUGGGUACAGACGAAUCCCCACCAACCACACUAAUUGUUUAUUCGGGGUCUUCUCAUCUGGCGUUUUGGCUCGGAAACUCAACCACGGGGCAGUGGGCACUAGAAAAUUUAUUGACAUUCGCCAGGUCACGGUGUCCUCAUGGCGCUCUUUUACAUUUUACAAAACAGUCGACACGCUAGACCUCAGCCUCCCCGCACUCUUGUAGCGCCUCGCUGCUACUCAGCCACCACUUGUUCGUCAAACCGGAAGCUUGCUUAGUUCGUAUGCAAUUACCAGCAUAACCGCCGCCAUCACCCCUACGUUCAACGCAAUGAGGAGAAAGGAAACGAGUCCCAUGAUCUCUUUCGUGAAGUUCCGCCCUGCAUUCCAUCCAACGACAUCAUUGAUGCAGGGGGUUGGAACGCACGCAUCACGGAAGCCGGUACAACUACUCAGCACAUUCUGUAAAUGUUUGAUUUUGGUAUUCGGCACGGUAAUAGUUGGCGUCUUCUUGGUUUUACGAUCGUUGCUGUUAAAACUAUACUUCAGUAUCCAGACAGACAUCCGUUAACUUGAUCUUCAGAUGUCUAGAGGGCCAAAGCACACACUAACUACAUUGCCGUGAGCAAGCACUGCCCGACUGCGGUUCUCGACCGUCGCUCAAUACGUGGAGACCAAACAGACAGUGGGCAAGGUGUAGACCAUAAACUCGUGGGGACGCGGCUGCAUUUGCGGUCAGAGUUGUCCUCGAAUGUCCGAUACUUGGAUGUUCCGAUGCAGCGAAACACUCGGCUGCUUCCACUGUGGACGUCGUUAGUCACCUCGUCCUACCGGAAAACCGUGACGCUCAGCUGCCUCACUCCAGUGAGGAGUGAAUCAUGUUCAGGAGCGCAUCACCCACUAAUCUGGAUCACGUUGGGCGAGGACUUAAGCAGUCAAGCACAAUUAUUAGAUCAGCAGGAUUUGACUGAAUCUUUUGAGAUCCAACAUUUGAAGUAUUGCGCUGUGAGACUGUACGGCCAGUAAAAGCUGAUAGAAACCUAUAUUAACGGGCUUCGGCAUUGAAAUUAAUUGUCGGCCGCACAAGAAAUCUUCAUCAGCUUCUCUGGAAUUUAUUGAGUGAAAGGUGAACUGUCAAUAAAACCGCUAAGUCAAAGACAGGCCGGUGAAGGAGACUCGAUGGAGCAACAGGCACGUAUGGCGGACGCACGGGAGGAGGAAAUAUUUGCCACCACACAGCAUCCGCGUCAAUUGCAGAUGUUAGUACUGGGUGCUAUAGAGCUUGGUUUCCCGCCUCCGAGGUGUUAGUGGCCAGCAGUACACCGGUUGUGUCGGUGCCCGACGUUUACUUACUUGUACUUGUUACGGGUACGAGCAUGUCUGACGUAGCCGGCCUUGAUGAUGGCACGGACUGUAUCUCUCCCCGCGUGACGACCCGAGGCAGCACUUGUGGACGCACCGGGUAGCCAGCGGUUAGGCUAACGGAUAAUCCGUCUUCUUGGGGUGCCCGACUGUACUGUCAUCGGAAGCAGCAUUCACCCCCCCCCCUCACCCUGCGACUAAUUACUUCGCGGAGGCAAGGUCUUAGGGGUAAACGCGGUGUGUGGUCAUGUGCUUGUUGGUGAGCUGCAAGUCAGCGAACGAUGACUCGAGUAGCUCGCGACUGACGUGGUUACCAUUUCUUGUGAGGAUUUUGGUCCCUACUAUUUCAGGGUGUAGCCGGGUCGUGCUAUCGGAUCGCAGCUUGAGCAGCCGUCGCCAACCCCCUAUGAUUUUGAUUGUGCGCCCCCGUCUUCUUACGAAAUUCGAGCAGCAAGAAAGAAUCCCCAAAACAACAGAAUUGUGGUUCAGAGGGAUCCCCAGCCGGAGUUUACGAGAGUUGGGCGUCUUGAGAUGACAACUUAUGUAAUGGGACAAUUUGGUUACACAGGACUGAAGAACUGCCAUUUUUUCCAUAGAAGCAGUGUUGGAGCUUCGACGCGCUAGUUUGCUUGACAGAGUUACAAAGCUCUUCGGUCUUCUGAAAGUUUCCUCCUUGUCAGACAAGGAAAGCUCAAGGUGGCUUUUGGAUUGUCGAGCAAGCCCUUGGUCAUUUGGAUUGGAUAACUAGGUACGAACGCGAAUCUCGCAAUCCAUCUUGUUUGCUCACUUUCGCAGCCACCCCGCUUAUUUUUUGAACUUCACGGGACGCUUUUUUGGACAAACUACUUGAACUAUCUAAUUAUGAGUUGAAAAUGGCAUUGUGGGCAGUUGAACCGAGAGGCGUGGGACACGAUUGCCGGUACGAAGGAAUUAUUUGGCUGACAGUUUGGAUUCACGCCCAAGGCCUCCAUGGGAGAUAGCACUAGAUAAAGGUAAUGAAUGCACAAUGGUUGCAGUAUCUAUAGGAUUCGUUGGCUAUGCAACCACAUCCUUACUAAAAUUACCGGUUCUUGUACUCAUCGCCAAUGGUCGUACUUUGUGUGAGGAUUGCUUGAUCUUCCGCAUCUGAGUCGUUAAUUUCCGCAACUUCAUCACCAGUGUUGUUUAUUGGCCUUUCCUGGGACUGGCCUUCUCGCUUAUAUCGGUAGCUCAAUUUUUGGUCAUGGUUUUCUUCUUUUUUAACCCUCUCCUUACGCUACGUGAGAUCUGAGUGUCUUACCAGCAAUGUGCGUUAUAUGAUGCUAUGUCGCCCUUCGUAACUAGCAUAGUAUGCUGCCUCUUGUGUCUUUCCUUGAUUACUAUGUGGCGUAUUUUGCCUGUUCCUACCUGACACCACACUGCUUUUUGCAUUGUCACCCUUCUCAAGCCCAGUUUGGAUCUUGUUCAAAUGGCCGUCAUUCUGGAAACCAAUUUUGUCCGUUUGUUAAACUGCACAGAGGAUUUGGCGGAAGCAAAUGAAACCAAAGCCUGGCGAUACGCUAUCUAUGUCAGUAAACUUGAGGAGAUGAUAAAAGGACUCUCUUCCGCCUCCCCGCGCCCGAACGCGGAGUUUUUGCACAUUUACAAGGCUCGUGUAAGCCCUUCGUUACGCAUCUUUUUCUUAACAUGCCACCUUUUAUAUUCCAUCCCCUAUUUUUCCGUUAUUCUUUGUGCUCUUGGUCAAGGUGCAACAGUUAGCUAACCUGGCGGAAAAGUCGGCUGGACAUUCUCCCUUUAUCACGUUGGUGUCAAGUAUCCCAGCCUCCCUUGAUCGAAAGCUACCACAGCCGUGCGCACAUUUGAUGCAAUUUUCUUACCCCUCCUCCCGAAUAGAGGUAUCUACCUUGUCUUCGGGCCCACAUUCCUCCACGCCCGACACUUUAACAUCGCCUGUGAGCGUAACAAAACCACAGACAACGGCUGUCCGUCGUUACUUCACCGAUGCACCCGAUCUGCAACAGCGUGAAAAAGCUAAAGUGGACCAGCAACUACGACGGAGGCUACUUGGUAUGUCAUCUCUGGCUGCCACUCGCUGAAACGCGCCUCAUUUCGGUUUUUAAAGACUUUUGAGACGUUCUGGACUUAAUACUUGAAUUUUUACUCUAUCUACGAUAUCCUGAGUCGCCAAACUGCCUUUUCUACCAUUUACAUGUGUUUAUCAGGUGCUGGUACGCCUGGUGAGGCCUCCUCGGUUAAAGAAAGCGAGGAAAAUGGGGAGGACAAGAAAACCGCCUACGAUGGCAUGCUGGUUGAACAGGUGUCACAACGCGAACAUUUGGCCAACGAGAUGCUUGGUCUGACCAAGGAGCUUCGACUAACUUCCUUGGCUAUCGGCGAGAAGAUUCGCGCCGACAUUGGCGUGUUGGAACAGAGCAACGAACUGGCCCAGCAGAACGCGGCGUCUCUUGUUGACGUAUCGCGUUGUUUGAAAGAGGAGUUGGGCCAAAAAUUUGGUCUUAUUGUCUGGAUCCUCUUCCUAGUUUCGAUUGCCGUAUUUUUCUGGAUGGUGCUGUUUAUGAAGUUCACAAAGGGACUUUCUCCGUGA
Molecule: messenger RNA, 11199 nt
Organism: Spirometra erinaceieuropaei
Lineage: Eukaryota; Metazoa; Platyhelminthes; Cestoda; Diphyllobothriidea; Diphyllobothriidae
Source: the annotation of a GenBank genome assembly